AUGAACUUGACUGACACGCCAUACAUUAGUGAAUGGUUUCAAGGUCUUCCCGGUGUCUACCUCGCUUUCAUUGGUGCUUGUUGUUGUAUAUUCGUAGGAAUCUGCGCUGCUACAGUUGUACUAGUGUGGAGAGUACAUUAUUUUGUACCAAAUGAAUAUGUACAAGCUGAUCUGUAUUUCAUCAUAUUCAUCCCAUUUAUUGUUUCUGGAAUGUGCCUUCUCGGCAACAUUAUACCUCGAGCAGCUCCAAUAACUUACGCUCUGGGAUUAGUUGUUUUGCAAAUCCUCAACGGGUUGGGAGUGGCAUCUACGCUAAUCGCUGUGUUCGUUUGUCAUGUUAUCGUGACAGCUACAAAGGAAGUGUUGAUGCCAUUCAACAUGUAUGUGAUAUUUCGAUGCGUUGACAUCACGCAAAUGCUAUACACAUUCCAAAAAUUCGUUCUGGACCUGAUAGCUAAGAACGGUGGAAUGGGUGGAUUGCCGAUGGCAUCACCGCCUAUGUUGGCGCGGUUUUGGCAUAAUGUGGCAAUGACGUUCGAGGUCGCUUUGGUAUGUGUAGUUAUGUUGCGAAGCAUACGACCGGGAAAAAGCGACUUCUUCAUGGAACCAACCGAAACCCGCGGAGUCCGACAGCCUAUGCCUCUUGCUGAUCUCUAAUCGUAAUCUCUCUCUAUGACUGGUUCUGCUAUAGGUUGUACAAUUUUUUUUGUCUAACAAGGAAUGGAUACUUGUUGAAGUGGCGUUUCCAUACGAAAUGCGUAAUGUCAUAGAGCAUGGAAUGCUGAGUUCAAAUCUACUUUCGAUAUCUGCGAAGCGCUUUUGGGAGGGGAGUUAUGGAAAUUUUUUGAUGCAAAAAUUUGAAAGUGCAGCUACAAUAAAAUUUCUCAGAACCUUAGCCCGUAAGCUCAAAUGGGGCCCUAAUUGCUACCAGCGCCAU
Cylicocyclus nassatus is the source of this 937-nucleotide messenger RNA. NCBI's taxonomy places the organism in Eukaryota, Metazoa, Nematoda, Chromadorea, Rhabditida, Strongylidae. The record is from the annotation of a GenBank genome assembly.